UUGGAUGAUUUCAACCGAUUUAAGAUCUGACAAACACAAAGCUAAAUAGCGUCUGUGUGGCCACACGCGACGGGAAAUCACCCCAAACAAGGCUCAUGUUUGGACGGCAUUCAACUGUAGCUUUUUCGAAUUAUAAUAUCUGUAGAUAGUAAUGUGUGAGAUUUUUAUUUUUUAAAGUAAAUAAUUUUAGGAAAGCCCUGGAGUAUUUGAGGCGACUAAAAAGCGUAAACCAACCACAAAAAAGCGGUCUGCAUUGAUGUGGAGUGACAUGGCAGGCAAACUCGUCUCCAAGUUGUUGUUUCGGUCGUCCUUACUAACUCAAGCUGCUCCGCCCGCGUCAAGCCUCUUACUCCAGGGGAGAUCUGGCGGAUCAGCGGCGACCAGACAAUCCUCCAGCGGCGGUCCACCGGAGAAAAUAAGUCGUUACCCGAUUCCCUACAGAAAAAACCUCCCUUAUGACAUAGUGGAGCUUAUGGAAGAGGUUGAGGCAAAGGGAGGUUUUUUGCCCAAUGUCUUCAAAGUCCUGUCUCAUAGACCAGCUGAGUUCAGAGCCUUCUUCGCCUACUACAAUGAGUUAAUGAAUAAAGAUACAGGCAACAUAACCAAGGCAGAGCGUGAGCUAAUAGUAGUGGCCACCAGCAUUCACAACAGGUGUCUUUACUGUGUGGUGUCUCACAGUGCUCUGCAUCGAAUCUAUUCCAAGAAACCAACUGUUGCUGAUCAGGUGGUAGUCAACUAUAAAAACGCAGAGCUUUCCCCUCGGGAGCUGGCGAUGCUGGACUUUGCGAUGGCCGUGUGUCGCUGUGACACCAUCACAGAGGAACAUUUCCAGUCCCUGGAGGAAGUCGGCUUUGACCGUGAGGACGCCUGGGACAUCGCGGCCAUUGCUGCUUUUUUCGCCAUGUCUAACAGACUCGCCCACUUAACUGACAUGAGGCCCAACCUUGAAUUCUAUAAUAUGGGCCGUGUGCCGCGGGACAAACACAAGGACGAGGCCAAAGAUGGUCAUUAAGGAGGGAAGGUUACAUGAUUGUCUGAAAGCACAAGAUAAAUGGGAGAUUGGUAGUUUCCAAAAACACCAAAAACAAAAAGAAGUUCUGUUUGACUUCCACUCUUUUGUAAUAAGUUGUAUUAUGUAUUCUCUCAGACCUGCUGGGAGCCAUCAAGGCUGGAUUUUAACAAUGUGUUAUGCAUAUUUAAAACUAGAAAGUUUCCCAUAUUUAGCAGCUCCAGUAAAAAGUUAAGCAGGAAAAAAAAUGUUUUGCAGAAAAUAUGAUUAUUUUUUUUCCAGCACAAAAUCAAAGGAGGAUGAAUGAAAAACAUAAUGAUGAGAUUUGGAUUAUGUUGGGCUCAUUUGCACUUGAUGACAUUUUAGUUUUGCUGUUCAUUUUCUUUCCUCACAUUAGAAUUUAUAAGUUUAUGGAUGUACUAAACUGCAAUCAUUGCUUUGAGCCAAUCUUAUGAUGUUUAACCUUUAAAUAAAAUGAAUAUCUUAUACUCAGAGACUCAAAAUGUCAUUUCAAAUGCAUAAUUUCCUUGCUUUUUAUAAAUGUAUUAUCCAAUAAAAGUGUUACUGCUGCCAGUUACUGCUG
Messenger RNA from Oryzias latipes (Japanese medaka), 1592 nucleotides. RefSeq lists its product as uncharacterized. The record is from RefSeq and is a predicted model, not a curated record. Gene Ontology annotation, molecular function: peroxiredoxin activity. Lineage: Eukaryota; Metazoa; Chordata; Actinopteri; Beloniformes; Adrianichthyidae.